AUGUAUCAGGCUGGUGUGGAACCCGUGGCCCUCAACCUGCACUCCGGCUUUGCCUCCAAAACUGGCGCCUUUGCGACUACUCUGCGCUACACCGACGACGAGCAGUCUGACAUGAAGUCACUCGAUACAGCAAGAGCUCGGUCAGCCGUCACCACAACGACAGAAAUCACCCAUGAAAAUCACCGAGCCCCCCCCGCCCUCUAUGUGAAAGCCUUAUACGACUACGAUGCCGAUGAUCAUACGAGCCUAAGUUUCCGCCAAGGGGACAUCAUCCAGGUCCUCAACCAACUCGAGACUGGAUGGUGGGAUGGUGUCAUCGGCAAUGUUCGUGGCUGGUUCCCCAGCAAUUACUGUGCCGUAGUGACCAAUCUCGACGAAAUCGAGGAGCUCAGCAGCCGCCGCAUGAUGACCGAUGCUGGUGACACCAGCGCAGAGUCUGGUGUCGACGAAGAUUACGAAGACGAGCAUGAAGAUGAACUGGAUUUCGAUCACAACCAGCGCGAUUCUCAUCCCAUCCUCCCCAUCGAAGGCGCUGGUCCAGUCGAACAAGAAGAAGCCGCUUUCUGGAUUCCACAAGCAACACCUGAUGGCCGGCUGUUCUACUUCAACACUUUGACUGGAACUAGCACAAUGGAACUACCGCUUGAGAAUCCGUUGCUGGCGAAUGAAGCCGGCCCUCGCGAUCGCAACAAUUUCUUUGUUCCCGAGCAGACGCGCCCUCCUCCUGAAAUGAUGGCACGAGGUGUUGAACGUGAUGAAGAUGAUUAUGACGGUUCUGGCUCGGAGGGCGAGGGUGAGUCUUUGAUGCUAGCCUCGCGUGAUUCGAUGUCCCGGAGACGGCGCUCUUUAACCGACGAUGUGUCUCCAGCUACGUCGAUGGACUCUCUAAACCCAUCUCCAGUCACCAAAGUUGCCCAACAGGCGAAGUAUACCGGACAAACUUCAUUCCCACAAUCUAUUGCACGUCCGUCCAAUCCAUCAUCAUCGAUCCCGCGACACUUUGUUGAUGAUACACCGGAGUCAGCAAUUACUUGGUCCGACUUGCUAGAGAAUAUGCGCAAUGCCAUUGAAGCUUAUAGACAAACCAUUCGCAGCGGUGACAGCGGCGAAUACGUUCGAAAAGCGGAAGCCAUCUCCGACCACCUUCGCCUGUUACUUGCUGCUGGAUCAGAUACUACAGAUAACCACUCUGGAAAUCCUUCCAUAAUUUCAUCCAAUCGCACCCUCUACCCACACUUCCGAGAUAUGAUGUCUAAGUUUUCUAAACUAGUUUUAUCUUCUCAUAUUGCUGCAUCAGAUUGGACAAAUCCUGAUUCCGCUACAAAGUGCCUGCAGGAAGUAGAUGGUGUUUGGCAAGGUGUUUGCGGCUACGUAGAGGUAGCGCACCGACAACGUGGUGAAACUAUCAAUCGGAUUGUGCCUGGUUUUGUACUCAACAGCUUCACAGGUGGGCACUGGCUUAACAAUGGCAUUAAAAACAGCGAAUCCGGUGCUACAUCUUUCUUGGAGCCCGAGAGUCAAGAUUUUACUCAGGAGGCAUUAGUGUCUCUUGAUGCUGCACUGCUUGAUCAGAUCGACGUGAUGAGAAAAUCACUCGCACUAAGUAUCAGAAAGCUCGAGGAACAAUUAGUUUUGGGCCAAAAGGCAAUCACUCAAAAACAACAUCGCUCGUUAAGUGACACUAUUUGCCUUGCAGCUCUUAGCGUCAUUGAAAAGUACCGACCCUGGAUCAUGACGGUGGAGUCAAUUAAUCUAGCUUCACUCGGGACAAGUCUGCAGAACCCCCAGCUGGUCGACUUUGGUAUGCAGAAACAGCGAGUCUAUGAAACAAUUGCCGAUCUUGUCCUCAGUUGCCAGUCAGUUUCCGCCCCCCUAGGCGAUGAAUGGGCUGAAUUGCGAGGGGAUUCUCUCGAAGAUCGCUUGAAUACUGUACGAAGUGUCGCUCGUCAACUUGAGGCCUAUACGUCACAAAUCGGAUUCUCGCUAUCGCUUUUGCAAGAGCAGAUACCAGAGCAAUCUCGAACCACCAAUGGCCAGACUCACUUCAUCGAUGAUGGUGGUAUACUCGACCCUUUCCAGAAGAACACCAAUCGUGCGGAAUCUGGAAAACGUAGAGGGACUGAAUCUUCGGUUCAAGCCCUGCCUACGUUCACCAUAGGAAUCGAAGAUGAAGAUACGCAAGUACGUCGAAACAUGAACAAAGCUCAUCGUUUCUUCGGUCAAGCUCCUCCAACUACAAUUACAAGGGAGCCACUCCGUGAGCCAGUUGCAGUACCCGAAGAAACGCCUUGGUUCUUGAACUUCGAUCAUGAAGGUGAAGUGUUCUAUGAUAACAAGUCUGACGUGCCGGCUCUCAAAUGUGGCACCUUGGAGGGAUUGGUUGAACAACUAACCCGACACGAUAAACUGGAUGCAUCUUUUAACAAUACUUUUCUUCUCACAUACCGCUCCUUCACCACAGCCGCUGAACUGUUUGAUAAACUCGUUCAACGGUUCGGUAUUCAGCCUCCAUAUGGAUUAAAUCCCGACGAACUACGAAUGUGGGUCGACCGCAAGCAGAAACCCAUUCGAUUCCGCGUCGUGAACAUUUUGAAAAGCUGGUUUGAAAACUUUUGGAUGGAACCGAGUGAUGAAGCAAAUAUGAAUCUUCUCCGACAGGUUCAUGAUUUCACUAAAGACUCGAUUGCAACAACAAAGACUCCAGGUUCUCCACAACUUCUAAGCGUAAUUGAACAGCGUCUACGUGGUCAAGACACCACAGUGAAGAGACUUAAGCUCAAGUUCCUCGAUAUAGACCCGACUGAAUUUGCCAGGCAGCUUACUGUCAUCGAGUCGAGAUUGUACGGAAAGAUUCGUGCAACUGAGUGCUUGAACAAAACUUGGCAGAGGAAGGUAGCUACUGGGGAAAGCGAACCAGCUGCCAAUGUUAAAGCUUUGAUUUUACACUCGAACCAGUUGACUAACUGGGUUGCUGAAAUGAUUCUGACUCAGGGCGAUGUGAAGAAGCGCGUCGUUGUGAUUAAACAUUUUGUCAACGUAGCAGAUAAAUGCCGUACCCUCAACAACUAUUCUACGCUCACAUCGAUCAUUUCAGCACUUGGCACUGCUCCCAUACAUCGCCUGGGCCGUACAUGGGCCCAAGUAAGCGGCCGCACUUCUGCUGUUCUCGAACAAAUGCGGAGGCUCAUGGCGAGCACGAAGAACUUCGGUGAAUACAGAGAGACAUUACAUGCAGCGAAUCCUCCUUGCAUUCCAUUCUUCGGUGUGUAUCUCACCGAUUUGACUUUCAUCGAAGACGGUAUUCCGUCACACACCCCUUCCGACCUCAUCAACUUCAAUAAACGAGCCAAAACAGCGGAAGUUAUCCGCGACAUCCAACAAUACCAGAAUGUUCCAUAUCAAUUACAGUCAGUGCCGGAACUGCAGGACUAUAUUCUGAGUAACAUGCAAGCAGCCGGCGAUGUUCAUGAGAUGUACGACCGUAGCUUGGAAGUCGAACCAAGAGAGCGGGAGGAUGAAAAGAUUGCUAGGUAUGGCAAAAACACCGACGUUCCUGGGAACUUAACUAUUGCAUCAAUUGUAGCAGCGAUUCGUUGA
Messenger RNA from Talaromyces proteolyticus, 3597 nucleotides. RefSeq names its product putative cell division control protein Cdc25. Lineage: Eukaryota; Fungi; Ascomycota; Eurotiomycetes; Eurotiales; Trichocomaceae. Bases 1 to 3597 code for a protein of 1198 amino acids. Gene Ontology annotation, molecular function: protein binding; guanyl-nucleotide exchange factor activity. The record is from RefSeq and is a predicted model, not a curated record. Gene Ontology annotation, biological process: Ras protein signal transduction; positive regulation of GTPase activity. The transcript has 5 exons. Gene Ontology annotation, cellular component: plasma membrane.